UCUGCAAAUUCACGGUGCACGAGCGCUGCGUGCAGAGGGCGCCCGCGUCGUGCAUAGCUACGUACUCCAAGUCGCGUCGGGCGGCUGCAACUCUAACACAUCAUUGGGUCGAAGGUAACUGCCACGGCAAAUGCGCGCGGUGUCGGAAAAAGAUCAAAGGAUAUAACGGGAUCACUGGUUUACACUGCCGAUGGUGCCACGUAACUCUUCACAACCGCUGCGUGGGCAGCGCUGGCGGCGCCUGCAACCUCGGCCGACAUGCAAAACACAUCCUUCCUCCAACAGCCAUAAGACCUCUCGUUUUGGACCGACAGAGGUCACUGCCACAUCGGUCACAGCCUGAUCAGGCCCCAAUAUCAGUGUCCAUAUCGAUGCCUGUGUCCAUAGCAGCAGCGGCCGCUGAAGAAAAGAAAGAAGAACCUCGCAAAGAACAUCGAGCGCCUCCCAUUUCCUUUCAAAUAACCCCACCAGAAGGCACUUGUCCGCUACUGGUGUUCAUUAAUCCCAAAUCUGGGGGACGACAGGGGGCCCGAGUGUUGAGGAAGCUGCAGUACAUUCUGAAUCCACGACAGGUUCAUGAUAUUACUAAGGGAGGACCUAGUCAAGGCCUUCAGAUGUUCAAAGACGUGAAAAACUACAGGGUGAUCUGCUGCGGUGGAGACGGCACCGUCGGAUGGGUGCUUGAGACCAUGGACAAAGUGUUGAUGGAGUCCCAACCAGCUGUUGGAGUGAUUCCUUUAGGAACGGGCAACGAUCUGGCUAGAUGUCUGCGAUGGGGCGGCGG
Messenger RNA from Hyposmocoma kahamanoa, 784 nucleotides. RefSeq names its product diacylglycerol kinase 1-like. The transcript is spliced from 6 exons. Gene Ontology annotation, biological process: diacylglycerol metabolic process; intracellular signal transduction; lipid phosphorylation. Gene Ontology annotation, molecular function: ATP-dependent diacylglycerol kinase activity. Gene Ontology annotation, cellular component: plasma membrane. NCBI's taxonomy places the organism in Eukaryota, Metazoa, Arthropoda, Insecta, Lepidoptera, Cosmopterigidae. The annotation marks the transcript as partial. The record is from RefSeq and is a predicted model, not a curated record.